CACUCCCUCAAGUUAAAAGAAACUGAACCGGCUCCUUUUAGCGAGACAAAUUACGGCCUGCAUUAUACCAUGUACAUCUUUUCAGCAUAUAUCAGCAAAGAGGCAUGGCUGGGGAACAAGAGCAUAUUUAAUACUGUGUCAAAAAUAUCUUGUUUUUCAUGAAACAAGUCAUACUUCUCUAUGUACUGACAGUCCAUGAAUUCAUAAAGCCUUUUAAAAAUAACAAGGUCUGGAUGACAUAUAUAGUUAGAAAAGAGGUUAAGACAUGCACUUCUGGCAAAAUAUACCCACUCAGGAAAUAAUCUCCAGGUCAAAUAGAAGUCUGUAAAUUAUUUUUAUAUUAUUAGUCAUUUGCAGGGGUUGAAAAGAGCAAGUCUUACCAUCAGACGUGCCGGCAUAGCCAAAUAAUGUUAAAUCACUUGCAGUGAUGAAGUGAACAACUUGGAUUUCCUCCCUGUAUGGCCCCCAGGUUACAUACACCAGAAAAGAUCUGCCUAAUACACAGGUAAUCAAGUUUCAUGUAAUAUGUCCCAUUCCACGCCCUCAGUUCUGUGGCACUGAUUCAGCAGUGAGUGCCAUUUGUCGUACUGUCACAAGUGAUCUUAAGAGAAAACCUUCUACUGACUUCAGUGAGCCUCAAAGUCGACCCUAAAAGCCAAAGACAAAACUCUGCUCUGCUUCAGUAAGCCUUGAGUUGUAACGCUCCAGCCAAAGGCUCUCAGGUGAAUCAGGCUGGAUCUGGCCCAUACUGCCACAGUAUGCAUGGUCAAUUCAGUGUAUUUUAGCAAGUAUGCAUAAUUCCAGUCUGGAGCACUUGGAAUGCCAUUUGCACACACGUAUAAGAGGACACAGGACUGUUGUUUUUUGAGCUAAGUAUUUGCAGGAAAGACUCAAAUAAGUUCUAUGAAAGGGAGUUUUCUUGGGGAAUCUGCAGUUAACUAAUUAUAUAACAUGGAAAAGCUGAAAUGAUUUUGGCUUUCCAAGGAAAAAUCUAUGUGUUCAACCACAAAGCAAUUACUGGAAGACGAGAAGGAAAGGGGUCAGGGUUUUCAGUGAGAACUGAGCAAAGCAAACCUGCAAACAUGAACCAGACUUUCUCUGUUGCACUUUUAGCAUUUAAAUUUUUAUCCUUUUAUUUUUAAAUCCAGUCAUUACAAGUUCUUGUUCUUUGCAGCAGGGAAUUAUUCCUCAUUUCCAAAAAGGCAGGAGGUUCUGCUGCUAGGGCAGAACAGCUGCCACCCACCAUCCUAACAGCAACUCCACUACCGCUGUGCGCGGACGCGCUCAGCAGUUCAACCAGUGCAAGCUGCAUCUUACUCAUCAGGUGUAUUUCUUGAGCAACAAGGGUAUAUCUAAGCUCAAGUCAUCACAGACAGGCCAAUCACAAUAUUUAUAGUCAAUGCUAGAUACCUUAUACACAACACAGGCUGUUCCCAUUCGCAUCAACCAACCUCCACACCAGCUGCUGGAUUCCUUAUUUCUUACAAUACAGAAAAAGGCUCCCAGUGGAUGAGAUUUUUCAAGGGCAAUCUGUGACCACCUCAGCUUUACAAUCCUUACAGAGUAAAGAGUUAGAAGAACUAGGAUAUUUUUAAUAUAUGUAUACAUGUAUAAACACACACAAUUCCAUCUGUGUGUGUGCAUGUAAGUAUUUAUUUACUUUCAUGUUUUGACACAGCCAUUUACACAAAGGCAGUGACGAACUGUAUCGGUGACCCCUCAUUCUCUAGUGACCAUCUUCUUUGUUUUCUUCCCUUUCGUUGAAAAGCCAAAAUAGCACGUGAGAUAAGACAGGACUUACGAGCCUUUACUGAACACAGAAGUAGCAGGCUCAGGCCUACAAAGACAGUGCUACACCUGAUAUGGUGAAAGCUUUUAUGAGCUGCACAACAGUCACGCUCCUGCUCAAUGGAGCUGUCAGUCUAAGCAGGGAGACCUCAGGGGUGACACACAGACCUAGAUGAAUAAAGGGCCCAGUUACAACAGAGCAUCUCUCCAGCGUAUGACUGAAACCUCAUUUUUCUCGGCUGUGCAGAUAAGUGGUUUGAAUAAUGAGGAUUCAAUAACCUCUACACUAAAGAGACACUCAUACUGUGACACUUUCUGGGGAGACAGAGCCACGGAAGUUACAGAAACUUUAAUAACUUGCAACUUCCCUCCUUAUCAAGUUUCCAACUUCUUUUUCUUUCCCCCCACCUCUCCCUUUCUUGCUUUUCCAGGUUUUUGUUUUUAUUUAUCCAAGAAACUUCCUAGGGCUCCACCCAUCUCCUCGUGCUUGCAAUACUACAAAUGGUGUCUCGGUUACCAGCAAAGUCUGCUUUUCCAAAAACAUGGGUCACAGAAGAGCAGGGCCUGACACACAGAGGUAGAUGUCAAGACAACCCACAGAGAUGCUGCUCUGGGGCAAGGGGGAAGGUGCUGGAUGCUCGUCCUUGCCCCCACCAAAUGGCUCUGCACACCAGAUGGGACGUAUCAGAGCUGAUGUCCCAGUGACCCAGGGACAGCCACACACCAGACCGUGCGGAGUUUCGGAGUUGAUUUUGUUUCAAGAUUUGGAGACGUUUUGAUGGCAAUUGUUAAUACUGAAAAAAUAUUGUAGGAGGUACUUAAUUCAGCCUUUUCACUAUGACACCCUGGGAGCUGGGAGGAAGAGAGAGAUUUUAUAGCAAGGAGGGAUGCAAAAACAUCAGUUUAACAGCUGAACUUGGGAUUUUUCAGUCAACAAUGUGUUACGAAGGCAUCUUCUGCACAGCAAUCACCUUUGAACAAAUUUAUGAACCAAGCUCACCCCAGGACCCUGCCAAAACCUGACAAUAUGAAUUGGAGAACAAUAAUUUAUGUUAUUUUAUUUGUGAGCCUUACUGUAGUCAAAGCCAUGCCUAGAAGUUAUUGGGACAUAGAGGAGAAGAACAGCAUUGGCCAACGUUUUUCUCAGCUGCAGGAGAAUAAUUUUAAAGCCAUUGCCAUGAUCAUGUUUGCUCAGUACGUGCAAGGAGGCACGUUUGGCAAAGCAGUUAAAAUGGCUGAAGAUGUCACAGACCUUGCCAAAAGGUGUGCUGCUGCAGCCAGAGACAACCCGGAUUGUCUGAAGCCAUUGGACAGGAUUUUCCUUGAUACAAUAUGCCAGGAGGAAAAUCUUCCCAGGUUUACUGACUGCUGUGUUAAAAAGGAUCCUGAAAGAAAUCACUGCUUCCUCUCCCUUAAAAAUUCAUCAAGAGGGUUCAUUUCUCCUUUUGAAAAGCUCAAUGCUGAAGCUGCCUGCAAAAAUCACUCACAGCAUCAACAUCCAUUAAGAGGAUAUUUUAUCUACGAGGUUUCCAGAAGGCACCCGUUCCUCUAUGCCCCAACAAUCCUUUCUAUCUCUAUCCGGUAUGAUGAGAUGAUGAGGAACUGCUGCGGAAGUGCCGAAGACCCCACUCACAACCUGGAGGAAUGCUUUCGGAGACAGGCACCAAAGGUGGUAAAGCCAGUAAAAGAAGAUGGCCUGAGGCAGGAACACACAUGUGAAAUCUUGAAGAAGUUUGGAGAAAGGACCUUAAAGGCUCUGAAACUUGCUCAGAUAAGUCAAAAAUUCCCUAAAGCUGAUUUUGUUACUGUUAACAAACUUGUGAUGGAUAUUGCUAACAUGCACAAGGACUGCUGUCGUGGAGAUAUGCUGAACUGUAUGCAUGAUAGGGAGGAGAUUCUACACUAUGUCUGUACCAACCAAGACAUCCUAUCAAGUAAAAUUAAGAAAUGCUGUGAAAAGCCUCUGUUACAAAGAAGUGAAUGCAUAGUUAAUGCAGAAAAUGAUGACAAACCUGCACACUUGUCCCCCCACAUCAGAGAGUUUAUAGAAGACAAAGGAAUAUGUGAACGUUUUGCCCAGGAAAAAGAUAAACACUUAGCCAGGUUUCUCUAUGAGUAUUCCAGGAGACACCCUGAAUUUUCUGUCCAAAUGCUUUUAAGAAUUGGUAAAGGAUACGAGGACCUACUGAAAGAGUGCUGCAAAACCGGCGCUCCGGACGACUGCUGCAGCAGAGGGGAGGAAGAACUGAAGAAACAUAUUUAUGAAACUGAAACCGUCAUGAAGACAAGCUGUGACAUCUACAAGGAGAAAGGAGAUUACUAUUUCCAAAACGAGCUUCUCAUGAGCUUCACCAAGAAGAUGCCUCAGCUGACAUCUGCAGAGCUGAUCAAAUUCACCAAGCAAAUGACUACAAUUGGCUCCAGGUGCUGCCAGCUGAGCCAGGACAAACUACUGCCCUGUGCUGAGGGAAAUCUGGAUCUCGUGCUUGGAGAAAUAUGCAGAAGACACCUGACAGACCCUAUAAACGCCGGAGUUUGCCAGUGCUGCAGUAGCUCCUAUGCUUUCAGGAGGCCAUGCAUGGGGAAACUAGAAACUGAUGAGAACUACGUGCCCUUGUCACUGACUCCUGGUCUCUUCAGUUUCCAUGAAGAUCUGUGUACGACUGAAGAGGAGAAGUUACAGCACAAGAAGCAGGAGAUGCUCAUCAACCUCAUCAAAUACAAGCCCCAGAUCACGCAGGAGCAGCUGGCCUCUGUCACAGCCGCCUUUACUGCCAUGAGGGAACAAUGCUGCAAAGGAGAAGACCAUGAGGCCUGUUUUGUGAAAGAGGGUCCAGAACUUAUCAGAAGAAGUGAAAAAAUGUUGUCAACAUGAAGAGCUUGCAUAGCAUAAUGGAAUAUAGUUGCUGAAUGAUAGCAAGUCACACCAACUUAACUGUGAGCAUAUCUUUCCUAAAUGUUUGUGAAGUAUAACCAGGAACACGUGAUUUGUCAUAGUGGAGGAAACUGUGGUGGCUCUUUACUCACAAAUCUGACGAUGUCAUGCCAGCUACGGUUAUGCCGCUGUCCCAUCUGCCACUGUGAACAAGGUCCCAGAGGUGCCUCAAAAUAAAACAACAAAUUCCCGCA
Tyto alba (common barn owl) is the source of this 4917-nucleotide messenger RNA. RefSeq names its product alpha-fetoprotein. The transcript is spliced from 17 exons. The record is from RefSeq and is a predicted model, not a curated record. Gene Ontology annotation, biological process: transport. Gene Ontology annotation, cellular component: blood microparticle; cytoplasm. The coding region runs from base 2774 to 4663 and encodes 629 amino acids. Lineage: Eukaryota; Metazoa; Chordata; Aves; Strigiformes; Tytonidae.